Symbiodinium necroappetens is the source of this 399-nucleotide messenger RNA. NCBI's taxonomy places the organism in Eukaryota, Dinophyceae, Suessiales, Symbiodiniaceae. The record is from the annotation of a GenBank genome assembly.
AUGGGAGUCUACCGAACUCUCACCAGCACGAAGUGGCGAGCCGAGCUUGAGAUUUACAACGUCAAGCAGUUCCUCGGCAGCUUCGAUGACGAAGAGGAGGCUGCUCGAGCAGUGGACGCUGCCAUCCGCAGCACGGGAGCUGAGAAGGCUCUCCAGCUUCGCAUGCUCAACUUCUGUACCGAUGCGGACUAUUUCGAGGAGGAUUCCUGGGAGGAGGAAGCAGUGCCUCGAGGGGCGUCAUCUCGCUUUAUGGGAGUCACCUACCACCAGCCUAGCGGCCAAUUCUUGGCCAGAUUUGGUCGAAGGCACCUCGGACUGUAUGAUGAGGAGGACGAUGCUGCCCGUGCCUUCGACAAGGCACAUCGCAGUGUUCCUCUGGGGUUUCGCUUUCGGAGUUAA